Molecule: messenger RNA, 982 nt
Organism: Loxodonta africana (African savanna elephant)
Lineage: Eukaryota; Metazoa; Chordata; Mammalia; Proboscidea; Elephantidae
Gene: TM4SF4
Product: transmembrane 4 L six family member 4
Exons: 5
Coding region: 374-982 (202 amino acids)
Cellular component (GO): membrane
Source: RefSeq, a predicted model, not a curated record
CUGAAAGCUGCGUGUUCCAGGCCCGUCUUGAUUGCAACAACGUGAGUGUCUUGUCUGUAGCUGGUGGAUUAUUAACUGAGGUUAUUGGUCUCCAUGGCAAAACGAUUACGUACUCGGAACAUAACCUCAUUUAUGGGGGUGCAAAAAAAUAGGACGCCAGGGCAAGGAGAAUGUAUAAAUAAAUGCCCAGUGAGGGCCUGAGAGGAGAAGCCACAGCAGCCCCGAGGAUACAGCCAUAGGCUGAGUUGGUUCUCAGCCUCCGAAUAGGAGUUUGCAUUGGAGACAAUUACCAGGACUCUGAAGGAAAGCUGUGAAGGUUCCGUGAAGGAGGCAGUGAGGGGUCUUUUCCCUGGAUUUAUAUUGUUUGGCCAGCAUGUGUACUGGGAGUUGUGCCAAGUGCCUGGGGGGCUCCCUCAUUCCCCUGGUCCUGUUUGGCUUCCUGGCGAACAUUCUGCUGUUUUUCCCUGGAGGGAAAGUGAUAGACAACACCGAAAACCUUUCCCAGGAGGUCUGGUAUUUUGGAGGAAUACUGGGUAGCGGGGUCUUGAUGAUCUUCCCUGCACUGGUGUUCUUGGGCCUGAAGAACAACGACUGCUGUGGGUGCUGUGGCAAUGAGAGCUGCGGGAAACGAUUUGCUAUGUUCACCUCCACAAUAUUUGCUGCAAUUGGAGUCUUGGGUGCAGGAUACUCAUUUGUCAUCUCAGCCGUGUCGAUUACUAAGGGUCCUAAAUGUUUCAUGGACAAUGGUACCUGGGGCUACCCUUUCCACAACGGAGAUUACCUCAGUGACGUGUCUUUAUGGAGCAAGUGCCUAGAGCCUGUCAACGUGGUUGCCUGGAAUCUGACCCUCUUCUGCAUCCUGCUGGUCGUGGGGGGAAUCCAGGUGAUCCUCUGUGCCAUCCAGGUGGUCAACGGCCUCCUGGGGACGCUCUGUGGAGACUGCCAGUGUUGCGGCUGCUGUGGGGGAGAUGGACCAGUCUAA